Tuber aestivum (summer truffle) is the source of this 908-nucleotide messenger RNA. NCBI's taxonomy places the organism in Eukaryota, Fungi, Ascomycota, Pezizomycetes, Pezizales, Tuberaceae. The record is from the annotation of a GenBank genome assembly.
GGCGGAGGUUAUUGCGAGAUCGAAAGCGAACAAACUAACGAACGAAGCGUGAUGCGAACGGCGGUAUGAGGCAACUGCGUAACGAAACUAAACGAAGAGUGACGGGCUGCGAAACGAAACGCCAAGAUCACUCACGUGAAAGGAUCGCAAAACUAACAGGGGGGGGGAGAAAACUCUUCUUCGUCAACCUCGGGCUCGCACUAUCGCGCGCUCUCACUAACUAACUAACGGUAAAGACAGGAGUUUAUAUCAAAGACAUAAAUGACAAAGUCCUAGCCCCCAGGUACGUCUCGCACACACUAGCAAACAAGAAAAGCUAACAAAGAAAAGACAAACUUCGACUACCCAUCGCCUCCGGCCCUCCUUGUGGCAUUUCCGCUUCCCUUCCAGCUUUUCCGCUCUCCUCCCGGCAGAUACACUGCUCCAAGACUCCCGCACGUUCCCGCGAUCGAAGUGCUUUCCCGAACGGCCAAACUGUGCGGGCACGGGCCAAAGUGCGCCCGUAGCUAUAGCGCACCCGAAACCAAAGCGCGCUCCCGGAGACUUAUGCGAACAAACAAACCAUCAUGAGAGCAUGCCGAGCGGCACCUCGCGAUUAGAAGUUGCUAUUCCGUACCGCUUAGAUCUUGUGUAAUAAUACCAAAUAGAGUCUCAUGCGUUAGAGUAACUGUCCGUGUUGUUGUGGGAGAAGAUUGUGAUGAAUACCGGGAGGGGGAAAAACCACCCCCUCUCGUAUGCCCGGGGGCAUUGAGAAAGCUGUAUGCUCAAACCAUCCUGCCAUACAGCGUGUUUGAAACCGGCCGGGCUUUGGGCUAGACUUGGGCAACCCGGGCUCUUUCAGAAGCCGGCUAGACUGGACUGCAAAUAUUUCCUAGAUUCCGAGCGGCCGGCCGUGAUUGCCCCGGUCC